Messenger RNA from Pyricularia oryzae 70-15, 638 nucleotides. RefSeq lists its product as uncharacterized. The transcript is spliced from 2 exons. NCBI's taxonomy places the organism in Eukaryota, Fungi, Ascomycota, Sordariomycetes, Magnaporthales, Pyriculariaceae. The coding region runs from base 183 to 638 and encodes 151 amino acids. The record is from RefSeq and is a predicted model, not a curated record.
UGUGCCGAUUCAUAUCAGAGGUCUUGAUUUCCAGUGCCAUUGUCAUCCCAGCUUUAAGCUCAAUAUAUGUAUUACGCUCCAUUUGCUGGUUGUGUCAUGAUAGUUGGUCAAACAGAACCAGGCCACGAACUCUAACUUGAUGCCCAUGACUUUUCAUCCCUUCUUGCGGACAAAUCUCGAUCAUGAAGGCGCUUCUUUUAGUCUCCGUCUUUAUUCUCUGCCGAUGCCAUCGAGUAUCAUGUCAGAUUAUCACAACCGUCACCGAGCUUCCGUCAGGGCCCAUCACCUUACCAUUCCCAAUCCCGACCGGCACGCCAACCAUCAUCUUCAUACCCACGGGAAACAUCACUUUUGUGUUCCCAGGCGGCAAGCCGACGUCUCUGCCUCCUGGGGCGAGCUCAAGUACGACCGGCGGUGACGGCGAUGUGCCCGACCCGACCCCGGAGCCAAACUCGGCGGCAUACAACCCAGCUAGAGGCGAAAAAGUCGAGUUUAUUGGCGGUGACAUUCGCAGCAUUGAAGAUGCAGAGGACGAUCUGGUCAAUGACCUUUUUGGGGUGGAUGCAUCGGACGACGAUGGAAAUGAUGGUGAGGAAAGACGUUCAAGGGACACAAAUGAUGGAUUCACUGAAGAGUAG